AGUGUGAAUCAAGUUUAUUGUGCCUAUUCGGGGCCCAGAAGGCCUAUCAACUUCAUUGUCACCAUCCAAAGUCCAUUACUGAUGCAAUAACAAUCUCUAAACCACGGAAGAAUUUGUACUGCCAAGAUUGAUUUGUGUCACUCUCGUCUUCAAGGAUGACUGUUUUUCUUCUAUAGUCCAAACGUUGAUCCACUGAGAUCCUAUCCAUCCUAUCAUCAUGACGAAAAGUGUGACUGUCACCUAUGCCUUAUGGGCAAUGGGUGGACCGUUGGGCCUUCAUCACCUGUACUUAGGAAGAGACAGCCAUGCCCUGCUAUGGAUGCUAACCCUUGGGGGCUUUGGAGUUGGCUGGGCCAGAGAGUUCUUUCGUAUCCCUGCAUAUGUGGGAGAAGCCAACCGGGAGACAGUAGGAGGGUUAAGAGAUAGCAAAAGGCACCCUAUAGCCAGACCUCCACCUGUGAGCGUUGCCAGAUUUGCUGGUCAGAUUUCCGUAGGGAUCUAUUUCGGAACGGUGGCACUGAUCGGCCUGAACUCACUGAGUUUCUUCUACCUGAUUGUACUGCCGCUGUGUGUGGGCGCCGGGGUCCACCUGGUUUCCAGUGUGGGAGAGCAGACAACUGACCUACACAAGACCCUCAUCGCCUGUGUCAUCACCUCCCCUAUCUUCUAUGGCAGCACCAUCUCCCCUCUGCCCAUCAGUAUCGCUGCCAGCGUCACAGCGUCACAGCACCGCAGGUUCAAAACCCAUCCAUCUUCUGGGAGUCAACAAGAACUGGGUCCUCGUCUCUACCGUCUGGCCCUCGUCUGGCUGGCAUUCUCAGCUCCACUGGGAUACAGUAUCUUCCACAACACCACAGCCACUCUCUACUACCUGUCUGACUGUGUGGCAGCCCUGCUGGACAUGUUCUGGUUCUUUCCCUGGCUCCGCUCGGUGGUGGAGUAUUUCCUGCUGCUACCCUACAGGAUACUGGGUGCUUUCACGGGCUGGGGCCCCUCGGAGGAGAGCUGGAGGAAGGUUUUGGAGAUCCUGCUCACAGAGCGCAGUCAGAGGGAGAGAGAGGCACUGCAAAUGUUGUCAGUGAAUAAGGAGGCUUCUAUGGAUGAGAUAACACAUAGCUACAGAGAGCUGGUGAAGGUGUGGCACCCAGACCAAACCCUGAGCAAGAUGGAAGAGGCACAGAAGAUGUUUAUACAGAUCCAAGAAGCCUAUGAGACUCUGCUCAGAGGACAGAAGCCUGAGCAUCGAAAUAAAUGAUUUCCCUGCUCGACCCGUCAA
Oncorhynchus gorbuscha (pink salmon) is the source of this 1276-nucleotide messenger RNA. RefSeq names its product DnaJ (Hsp40) homolog, subfamily C, member 22 (gene dnajc22). The record is from RefSeq and is a predicted model, not a curated record. Lineage: Eukaryota; Metazoa; Chordata; Actinopteri; Salmoniformes; Salmonidae. Gene Ontology annotation, cellular component: plasma membrane; early endosome. Gene Ontology annotation, biological process: endocytosis.